Messenger RNA from Zasmidium cellare ATCC 36951, 1032 nucleotides. RefSeq lists its product as uncharacterized. The record is from RefSeq and is a predicted model, not a curated record. The transcript is spliced from 2 exons. NCBI's taxonomy places the organism in Eukaryota, Fungi, Ascomycota, Dothideomycetes, Mycosphaerellales, Mycosphaerellaceae. The coding region runs from base 1 to 1032 and encodes 343 amino acids.
AUGGAUCGCUACGUCUCCCUCCACGAGAACAUCAACGGUCCAGGCGACUCCAGGCCCACAGCAGAACAGAUCCUCAAAGAUGAAGAUCUCAUUGGAAAACUGACCGGCAAAACCAUCUUGAUCACUGGAGGAACGGCAGGGUUAGGAACAGAGUCAGCUCGAGUGCUCCGGCUCACGGGAGCUCACGUCUGGAUCACAGCUCGCAACAAGACCAAAGGCGAAGACAUCGCCAAGUCGAUCUCCAGCGAUGGGAAGCCAUAUCCAGCUGUCAAGGUUGUCGAGAUCGAUUUGUCGGCUCUGGACUCCGUGAGAAAAGGCGCGAAGGCGUUCCUUGAGGAAUGUCCGAAGUUGAACAUCCUUAUGACCAACGCCGGCGUAAUGGCCUGCCCCGAAUCCCGCUCCGCCCAAAACUUCGAACUCCAAUUCGCCACCAACCACCUCGCGCACUUCCUCCUCUUCCAACUCCUCAAACCCGCCCUCCUCUCCGCCUCUUCCCCCACCUUCCCCUCCCGCGUAAUCUCCCUCAGCUCCGCCGGCCACCGCGGCAGCUCGAUCCACCCUGACAACUACAACCUCGAAAACGGCGCCUACGCCCCCUUCGUCGCCUACGGCCAGUCCAAAACCGCCAACAUCCUCAUGGCGAACGAGAUCGAACGCCGCUAUGGCUCCCGCGGCUUGCAUGCGUGGAGCGUGCAUCCCGGCGUGAUUUUCGAGACGGGGAUUAGUCGGCAUCAAGAGGGCGAGGCGGAUGGGUUGCGGGAGCGGUUGACGGAGGUUGAUGAGGCGACGACGAAGGUUAUGAAGAAUACGGGGCAGGGCGCGGCGACGCAGGUGUGGGCUGCGGUGGGGAAGGCUUUGGAGGGGAAGGGUGGGUUGUAUCUCGAGGAUUGUCAGGUUAGUCGGAAGGGGAUUGAGAAGGCGGAGGGACGGCCGUCGUUUUAUGGGCAUGAGGAGUAUAUUUAUGAUGUGCAGCUGGCGGGGCGGUUGUGGAGGGAUUCUUGUGAGAUGGUGGGUGUGGAGGAUAAGGAUUGA